Molecule: messenger RNA, 2373 nt
Organism: Rhincodon typus (whale shark)
Lineage: Eukaryota; Metazoa; Chordata; Chondrichthyes; Orectolobiformes; Rhincodontidae
Product: macrophage metalloelastase-like
Exons: 10
Coding region: 236-2200 (654 amino acids)
Biological process (GO): proteolysis; extracellular matrix organization; collagen catabolic process
Cellular component (GO): extracellular matrix
Molecular function (GO): metalloendopeptidase activity; zinc ion binding
Source: RefSeq, a predicted model, not a curated record
UCUGUAUACUGUGACCGAAGGCAGGCCCUUGACGCAUAUUCAGCUGAUGUUUCCUUUGUUGAUUUUGUCUGUGGUAGUUUAUCAUCUGAUUCUGCUCUUAGGGACAGAGCAAAGAAGCAGAUUUGCCAGUGUACCAGAAAUUUAGCCUGCACUAUUGGUGUUCUUCAGAACCACACGCUAGCCUUCUAUCCAACUGAGCUAACUGGUACCAUUCCCCACAUAGUAAAAAGCUAAAAUGAAGACAAUGUUACUUUAUCUUAUUGGCCUUGAAAUUGGCUUAGUACCCUUUUUGUCAGCUGCACUUCUGUUGUCUUCAGCUCAGACAUCUACAAGAGGUACUGAGGAAACACAGAAAAUGUAUCAUCUUAAAGUAACUGGAAACCUGGUCAAUGGGACAAUGGACUUACAUGAAGGCCCUCGAUGUGGUGUCACUGCCACCAAACACAUCAAGGUGAUUCCACAUCAACACAUAUUUCAAAAGCAUAACAUCACCUACAGGGUACGAGAAUAUACAACUGACUUACCACGGAAAGUUGUGGAUGAAGUUUUGAGACGAGCUUUCGAACUUUGGAGUAACGUCACUGCAUUGUCAUUUACAAAAACUACAUCCGUAGCAGACAUUCAAAUUACCUUUGCUGCUCGAGAUCAUGGUGAUGAGUUUCCAUUUGAUGGACAUGGUCAUGUUCUGGCUCAUGCCUUUCCCCCUGGGCCAGGCCUUGGAGGUGAUGCUCAUUUUGAUGAGGAUGAAACUUGGGUAACAGGAAGUAACGGAACCAACUUGUUGAUUGUUGCUGCCCACGAAAUUGGACACUGUCUGGGGCUCAAUCAUUCUGAGGAUAAAAAUGCUUUGAUGUAUCACAAGUAUAACUAUGCUGAUACACACGGGUAUACACUUCCAAGUGAUGAUGUGAAAAGAAUCCAGUCAUUAUACGGACCCCCAGUUAUGACCACACAAAUGCUUGGCCAGACUCCAACUCAGAAACGAAGUCCAGGCGAUACUGAGAAACAAAGACCAGGCGAUACUCCUACUUCAUCACCAGGCCCGACUGUAACUCAAACACCAGGCCUGAUUCAGAAACGAAGACCAGGCCAGAUUCAGAAACAACAAUCAGGCCAGACUCAGAAACGAAGACCAGGCCAGAAUCCUACUUCAUCACCAGGCCAGACUCAGAAACAACGACCAGGCCCGACUCAGAAACAAAGACCAGGCCAGACUCAGAAACAAAGACAAUGGCAGGCUCCUACUCAAAUACCAGGCCAGACUCAGAAACAAAGACCAGGCCAGACUCAGAAACAAAGACCAUGGCAGGCUCCUACUCAAACACCAGGCCCAACUCAGAAACAAAGACCAGGCCAGACUCCUACUCCAUCACCAGGCCUGACUCAGAAACAAAGACCAGGCCAGACUCCUACUCAAAUACCAGGCCAGACUCAGAAACAACGACCAGGCCCGACUCAGAAACAAAGACCAGGCCAGGAUCCCGCUCAAACACCAGUCCCGAAUGUAGCUCAAACACCAGGCCCAACACAGAAACGACCAGGCCAGAAUCCUACUCCAUCACCAGGUCAGAUGCCAACUCAAACACCAGGCCCGACUCAGAAACAAGGACCAGGCCAGACUCCUCCUAAGGAAUCAUUGAUGUGUGAUCCAGAUGUGUUCAUGGAUGCAGCUGUUAAAAUAACCAGACGUGUUUUGUUCUUCAAGAAUGGGUUCUACAAGACUGCACUGUCAUCAAGGAUAAUUGCAGUUAACACCACUUGGCCAAGUAUCACAUCAAAUAUUGAUGCUGCUGUUCAAUACUGCAGAAGAGGCCAAAGGACAAAUGAUGUUGUUUUUUUCGCAGGACAUCAAUAUUGGCAUUUCACUGGGAUCGUUCUAAAACCAGGGUUCCCAAAGAACAUCUCUGAAUUUGGUUUUCCAGAUAGUGUUAUGCAAAUAGAUGCUGCAAUGCAAGUUAAAUUCAACUGGAUAAUGUUCUUUGUGGGAGAUCAGUACUGGAGCUAUAAUUUAGAUGAAAAGCAAAUGAGCAGCCGAAGCCCAAGCUUAAUAACAGACACCUUUACAAACAUUUCAAAAGUGGAUGCAGCUUUUGAGCAUCGUGGGACUUAUUAUCUCACAAGUGGACCUCUUAUAUACCAAUAUCUGGAGACGGAAUUAGUAGAAAUUUUCCAACUAGGUGGGUGGAUGGAUUGUAACUAAAUAACCAUGUUUUGCUAUUGCACUGUUGUGUAUUGCAACUCACAGAGAAUAGUGCUCAUAGCAGAUGGAUUUGUUACCUUAAGUUUAAAACAAAAUUAGAUGUUCAACAAAGCUUAAUAACUAACAUGUUUGCAAUAUAGCUCCUGUAGUUGAAUUUGAAAAUUUCAGUUAUU